Messenger RNA from Miscanthus lutarioriparius, 1086 nucleotides. The record is from the annotation of a GenBank genome assembly. Lineage: Eukaryota; Viridiplantae; Streptophyta; Magnoliopsida; Poales; Poaceae.
AUGGACAAGUACGAGGCGGUGCGGGACAUCGGGUCGGGGAACUUCGGGGUGGCGCGGCUGAUGCGCAACCGCGAGACCCGAGAGCUCGUCGCCGUCAAGUGCAUCGAGCGCGGCCACCGGAUUGACGAGAAUGUGUACAGGGAGAUCAUCAACCACCGCUCGCUGCGCCAUCCCAACAUUAUUCGCUUCAAGGAGGUGAUACUUACACCAACGCAUCUUAUGAUUGUGAUGGAGUUUGCAGCAGGUGGAGAGCUUUUCGAUCGGAUCUGUGAUCGCGGGCGGUUUAGUGAGGAUGAGGCCCGGUAUUUCUUUCAGCAGUUGAUCUGUGGCGUGAGCUAUUGCCAUUACAUGCAAAUAUGCCAUAGAGAUCUGAAGCUGGAGAAUGUUCUCUUGGAUGGCAGCCCAGCUCCACGGCUUAAGAUAUGCGAUUUUGGCUAUUCCAAGUCAUCAGUGUUGCAUUCAAGACCCAAAUCAGCAGUGGGAACCCCAGCAUAUAUUGCACCUGAGGUGCUAUCCCGUCGUGAGUAUGAUGGAAAGCUUGCAGACGUAUGGUCCUGUGGGGUGACUCUUUACGUCAUGCUUGUGGGAGCAUACCCAUUUGAAGACCCCGAUGACCCCAAGAAUAUACGCAAGACCAUUCAGCAAAUAAUGCAAGUGCAAUACAAGGUACCAGAUUAUGUCCACAUAUCUACAGAAUGCCAGCAACUUCUUGCCCGUAUCUUUGUUGCCAAUCCAAUGAGGAGAAUCACAAUGAAGGAAAUAAAGAGCCAUCCAUGGUUUUUGAAGAACCUACCACGGGAACUAACGGAGACUGCACAAGGCAUGUACUACAGGAGGGAUAACAGGGUGCCUUCUUAUUCAGACCAAACGUCGGAAGAAAUCAUGGAGAUAGUUCAAGAUGCAAGGACCAUGCCGAAAUCAUCCAGAUCAGGCUAUGGGUGGAGCAGUGAGUAUUCGGAUGAAGAAGAAGAGAAGGAAGAGGAACACAGACCAGAUGAACAUGAGGAAGAGGAAGAUGAAUACGAUCGGAGGGUGAAGGAGGUCCAUGCUAGCGGAGAACUCCGUUUCGAUACUCUUCAUAUAUGA